UUUGUAAGUGCGCCGCCGUCUCCAGGACGAUAUCAUUAUUACGACGUACAUAAAAUAUAAUAUCGCGACGAUUAAUUUUGCUACAGAUCCGAAGAAACGUAUAAUAUUAUUACAUGCACAAUAAUAAUAUAUAAUAUCGCAACGCAAUACUCGCGGUUUUCGUUUCGUAUUAUAGCUGUUUACGCGUUCACAUCGCACACGUCUAUAUACAUAAACCCGUACGCACAGGAACGCGUCACGUCUCAAGUAUAAAUCUCUCGGACUUUAUCCACCAGACAUCUGAAGUUUUCGAUGGACUCUUUGCUCGGCAAUGAAGACACAUUUUUAAAAAAUAGAAGUAAAAUUAAAGCCGAAUUAUAUUUAGAAGAAAAACAUGUGGUGCCCUUGGUGAACCAUUUAACCAGUACAUUGUUAAUACACGAACCUGAAGAUCCGAUAGAAUUUCUCGUACACCAAGUGGAAAACAUAAUACAUUUCCGGAAACACCGUGGCAAACCACCGAUACUAUUCAACAACGAUCAUUUAACAAAUGUUUUUAAAGGAGUAGACUUUUUAAAUAAGGGUGCGAUUGAUCUGAGUCAAUAUUGCAGAGCUAUGAAAAUGCUGGGUCUGGAUGAAAAUGAUUUCAACCAGAAUCCACAAGUGGAUAUAAACAAUCAAAUUGAACGUAAGAUAUUCGUAUACGAGGCAAAGUUUGCGUCAAUAAAACAGAUAACCGCGAUGAUACAGUAAACGCAAUAACAAUAAUUAUGGAACACGUGUACAAACAACUACAUUAGUGAUGGAAAAAUAAUUGUCGAAUUAGUGAGAAACUUCUUUCUUCAGGAAAUAUAUUAUAUAAUAAUUACA
This is a messenger RNA of Aphis gossypii (cotton aphid), 849 nucleotides long. RefSeq lists its product as uncharacterized. The transcript has 4 exons. Bases 292 to 732 code for a protein of 146 amino acids. Lineage: Eukaryota; Metazoa; Arthropoda; Insecta; Hemiptera; Aphididae. The record is from RefSeq and is a predicted model, not a curated record.